Messenger RNA from Pristis pectinata (smalltooth sawfish), 18552 nucleotides. It is a transcript of the gene rnft1, whose product is annotated as ring finger protein, transmembrane 1. Gene Ontology annotation, cellular component: endoplasmic reticulum. The record is from RefSeq and is a predicted model, not a curated record. Gene Ontology annotation, biological process: positive regulation of ERAD pathway. The transcript is spliced from 10 exons. Gene Ontology annotation, molecular function: ubiquitin protein ligase activity. NCBI's taxonomy places the organism in Eukaryota, Metazoa, Chordata, Chondrichthyes, Rhinopristiformes, Pristidae. The coding region runs from base 219 to 1475 and encodes 418 amino acids.
UUUGUGACCGUGGCGGAGGAAAUGGCUGCAGCGGGCUGAGGGAGGCGGCGGGUGGGCGCUGGGCUCUCUCCAGCAUGAAGCUCCGGCCUCACAAUGACAGGAGAAGCCAUGCCUGGGGUGUCCCUUGUGCUCCCUAGAAACCAGUUGAGAGUGUGGGAAGAUACCAGGUAUUUACCUUCUAGGCAGCAGUAAGGAGACAUUCGAGCCAGAACUCUAGAAUGCUGCACGGACCAGGGAUUCUGAACAGCCAGUCAGUAGGACCUGAAAUGCAGAACGAAUUUGUCACUGUGCACACUGGUAUCAGCCAACCCCACAUGCAGCUGCAAACUGGAACAGCAGGGGAAAGUGCAGCUUCACAUCCUGAAUUAUUUGUUGGGGCUCCAGAGAGUGGGUCACAUCCUUCCAGAGAAGUUGUUCAAAUUCAGAUGGAUGCAUCUGAAGAACAGAGCAGGCGACCUGGAGUAGGACCCCAGCAUGCAAACUCUUCUCAUUCGCAUAUGCACUCACACUUGCAUUCUCACGCUAGGACGGAGGGUCCUGCAGGAGAAAGAUCUGAGCUGGAUGAAAGGGAACUCAACUCGAGCUCAUUCUCAGAACUUCGGUACAUCUUUCUUUGGCUUCAGAGGAGUCUCCCAUAUAUUGUCAUCAUUUGUGCCAAACUGAUUUUUCAGCAUGCUCUAGGUAUUGCAGUUGGUGUUGGACUGUGGAUAACUUUCCUUUAUGCAAACAAGAUAAUUAUAAAUCAGGUCUUCCUACAGGAGCGCCGCUCUGUAUUACAGUGUGGCUGGUUGCUUGGAUUUCUAACUGCCUCCACCCUUCUCCUCUACGACACUUUCCGGUCCCAGUCACUCUUCUACAGUUUAAUCUUCCUUCAUCCCAGUGUUGAUCCUAUUGGAUUCUGGGAUGCGUUGUGGAUCGUGGGAACUGCAGACUUCAUAUUGAAGUUUCUUUCUAUGGGAUUCAAGUGCCUUGUCCUAUUGGUGCCUUCAUCACUGAUGUCAUUCAAAUCAAGAGGUCAGUGGUACAUGGUCAUUGAAGAAGUGAACCAGUUUCACCGUUCUCUGGUGCCCAUGCCUGUUUGGUCAUGGUAUCUGAUUGGUAAUAAUGAAUUGGAUGGUUCCUUGAUCUGGACUUUGGGUAUUCUGCUAAGUUUGUUCUACCUCAUACUCAAGCUCCUUGGAAUCUAUAGUCGGUGGAGUAGUUUCAGGAAGGUUCUGCGGAGUUUUUUCCAUAAACAGCACUAUGGGAUUGCUGCCACCCAGCAUCAGUGCAGUGACGCAGGAGACGUUUGCCCCAUCUGCCAGACAGAAUUCAGAGAACCGAUUCUUCUCAUUUGUCAGCACAUAUUCUGCGAGGAGUGUAUUUCGCUCUGGUUUAAUCAAGAAAAAACUUGCCCCCUCUGCCGGACAGUUAUUUUGGAUUACGUUCAGGCCUGGCGAGAUGGAGCAACUUCCACCCACCUCCAGUUUUAUUGACCAGCUGCCUAGGUCCUGCUGAUGGUCGACAGCAGAGCCUGGCUGUAUGCAACCAAAAUUUAUUAACUCUUGGGAAGAUUUUUUAAAAAUAAUUUUGGUAAUAAAAACAAAGAUAAAUGCUUUAUUUUGUAAAUGGAUAUUAUUAAAUGGGAGCAUUUUGAUUGUUUAAACUUGUAUAUUAAAUGUAUUCUUCAAUAUUACAGUAACCCCUAUCAAUCUGGAAAAUAGCAUUAAUUGAAUUUUGGCCACAGACAUUAUCUGUAGCUACUAAAUCAGGCUCUGUGUUUAGUAAGAUUUCUGAAAUUCAUGGAAAUAACUGAGAACCAUUUUCCACCUAUCCCAAAGUCUUCUCAUUUUUGUAAUUGUUCAUUAUGCCACACAGUUUUUGCUGCAUUUUCAAUUUGCAUCUGAACAUAAUGUUUGGUUAAAGCGAAUACUUUGUACAAACAGUGUGUUGAUGUGAUUUUUAUUAUAGGAACUGGCCUUAGAUAGGUCAGAGUCUGCUCACUCAAAGCUGCCAAAGUUGUAAAAUUUGAUAGACCAGUUGGUAUUUAAAAACCCUACUGCAGUCCAGCCCUUUAAAAAACAAAAGUGCACAGGUGCUGGAAUUUCAACAAAGUAAAUGGAGUUUACAUACUAGAAAGUGGAAAAAUAUGGAAUCUGAUGCAUGGAGGCUGAAUGGGUUUCAUUAAAUUUUCAGUGUCAGCACCUUGGAAGCCCAUCACAGCUGUGCCAAGACGUAUUACACUCAGGUUGCAAAGUCAUACAUCAAUAACUAGGUUAAAUGCGAUAACAAUCCCCUUCUCCCGCCAAAAAGAAUCAUUCGACCUGCCUGUGACAGCAAUCAUUUUGUUAAAAUUGGAUUAGGGCAAGGGAGCAGAAUGUCAGAGUCAAGGUCAGCCGAGUUAAUUUUGAAACAAAGCUUAGCCUUGAAUUCCUCUCAAGGCAGUUGAACUACAUUGGUUAACUGGAAACAAAAGUUUUUAGUAUCAAGGACAUGAACUGUCUACAUUCAGAAAUACACCAGAACCAAUUAACUCCAGAUAGUUAAAAUAAUAGGUCGAAUGACACAAAAGGCGACGAAGUCCCCAGUAAUUUCCCCAAGCAUGUCUGUGCAUUCGAGUGAAGAUCACAUUUCUACCAAGGCUCAGCCUUCUCCACAAUUCACUUUGUCUCCCCUUCACCUUUCCCUCUCUGACAGGGAGAGCACCAAAUGUCACUCACCCCAAUUGGCUGAGGUGAUUCCACAUCUGUGGCAGACGUUCGCUACAGUCCAAUGCAGAAAAACUUGACACACACGUUGCUCAACUCAAGUACGUUGGCUUGUUAGGCAGGUAGUUAACAGUAUUAAGUUAACAGUGUUAUCAUUAGUUUAGAAACCAGCAUCAUUAUUCUGUAUCAAUAAUAAGACUGGAUUCACCAGCUGAUUAUAUUUUUCCUGCCUCAUUUUCAAAUGCUAGGACUCAGGGAAUCACUGAUCCAGUGCUGGGAAAGGGGUCACAAUAAAUCUCUCAGUAAAAAUACUGAAGCACCAGACUGCCUUAUCAUACUUGGAGAUAAGCAUUUAUGUUAAAAAAAAAUGUAGAAACUACUGAUUUGGUUCCUCAAAUUUUAUUUUAAGCAUUUUGUACUUUUUUUAAAAAUAACUCUCCUUCACUUGCACCAUAAUCACCGAGUCAUUUAUACAAUGAGGAUGUGAUCAUUCUCAAAGGCAGCCUUUAUCUGAGUUGGUCACAAAGAACGUUUGGUACAGGGAGUUCACCCUUAAGCACAGUCCGAUCCCUACUGAUGGAGGAUACAGUAGAACACAGGAAGGGACAAAAUAUAUUACUGCUCCCUGUUGUAACUUUAGCAUUUGCUGGAUUACUUUAAAAGGAAAUGUGGAAUUUAAAAACAUCCUCUGUUGUACAUGACGGAUACAGUGUCCUGUUGCAAGAUUCUUGAAAGCAGUGAGAAGACAAUUACAAGCCUGAGAAUUUAAGAGUUAAUGAAUCUUAUGACAGUAUCUUAAUUGAGAUGGAUGCUUUAAGUAUACACAAUCAAACAGUAGUUCAUUUCAUUCCGAAGGAGCAAAGUAGGCUGUGAACACAUUCUGCAAGUGCUUAGUCUCACUCACACAGAACAAGUACAGCCUCUGAGCCAAAAACAAGAAUCCAGCCUAGAUGUUAGUUGCUCACCUGGGCAGAGGUGGGAUUCAAUUUCACUGAAAUUAAAUCAAAGCACUAGCCCAAAAUGUGUAUUUUUAAUUAUGUUAGCUAAGUAGACAUUCUGGAUAUAAACAGAUUUUCCUUUGUUCUGAAUUGAGAUUUAUUGUGUGCGCUUUUUGCUUUGCUUGGGAAAAUACAUGGUGUAAGAAAAAUGAAACGAGUACUCGUCUUUCCAAUUUCCAUCUGGAUUAAUUAUAAAUAAAUUGAUUUAUCCCACACCGAUUUGCUUCUUGCUUCAGGUUGUCAUUAACCAACAUCCAUUAUUUACUCUGCCAAGAAAAACUUGGCUAAAUGUAAAAGUAUGUUUGAUAUUUUACAACUCAUUAAAAACUAUAACACAAAUAGAAAUUGCUCAUCUGAACGUAGCCCCAAGGAAGUUCUGCCCUGGGUAUUGAUCUACAACAAAACUUUACACCCUUUAUUGACUGAUUGAAAUCAUUUGAAGUCAUUUAUUUAGGAGAAACCUAGAAAAUGUUUGAGUAAAAUGACACAGAUCCAUGUGAUACUACCAGCUCAAAUUACAUCAUCAAAUCUUAGUUUAUGAUGUUACUAUCAGAUACAACUAAUAUACAGCUGUAAGCUGCAUUACUUUUAAACAGAUUACUGAGAAUAAAUGUCACAUUGAUUUAAAGUUACAGGCAGAAAAUUCACUCUAAAGAUCAUCAGUUGCACUGAUCUCAACCUUUUGCAGAUUGGCUGUUUUAAGAUAGGAAAUCCCCAAACUAUUUGGCAGUAUUCAAUUCUGGCUUGCCUUCACAUUCUUCUGAAUUUGAAGAUUAAAUGUUCUCUUUCAGAACUCUGGCUAGAUCACAAUUUCAAAUUUACUUGGCACAUCACACCUUUUCCAUAACCUUCAAAACCACCACCUCUUACUGCAAGUAUCACAAAAGUUUGAUUUAAAAAAAGAGUAUUAAAUGUCAUUCAUUCCCCGGUUUUACUCCCAAUGAAGCUUUAGUUAAAUGAUUUCUAUUUUCAUCAUCCUUUGAACCAAAAGUUCUGCUUUAAGUAUUGAACAGAACUCCCAGUAUUAUUAUGGUACACAAUGGGCCUGUAUUCGAGAAUACAGGUAACCACCUCACUGAAGGAAAAGGUUUGGACCCAGCAUGAGCACAGACACAAUAUCCCAUCAUUGUAUAAAAAAACAUCUGGAGUAGUGUGCAGGCCUGUUCCCCACAAUACAAGGAUCUGACUGCACUGGAGGUGGUGCAGAAAUUCAUCAGGAUGUUGCCUUGGAUGAAGCAUUUCAGCUACGAGGAGAAACUGCUGGGUUUGUUUUGCUCAGAGCAAAGAAAAUUGAGGGGGAACCUGUAUGAGGUGUACCAAAUUCUGAGAGGCAGAUAUGGUAGACAGUAAGAGACGUGCCUCCUUAGCAGAGAUGUCUACAACUGGAAGACUUGUGUUUAAGGGGUAGGAUACUUAGAAGGCACUCAUGGAUUUUUUUCCACCCAAAGGAUGAUUGAAAUCUGCCGUUGUCAGUCUAGAUGUUUGAGCUCAAAUUUCUGACAGAUAAAAUUAGUCAACUGAUUCAAACGUAACAGUCAACGGUAAAUUCAGAGAUAUCCCUUCUGAAUCGCACUCAAGAUAACAUAAUGCAUGGUGUUGUUCAAUUUCAAAGGUAAGAUCAAUUCCCAUAUGGUGCAGGGAAGAUCCACAAAAAUAACUUCAACUCGGGCAUUUAAUUUGAAAACAAUCCAGAGAAAACCACCUUCAAAAGUGACUCCCCAGAGAUGCACAGGUCAAAAAUCCAGAAAGCAAACUAACUCACACUACAAAAGUUAGGGAGAUCAAUUGUAACUGAUUUCUAAUUGUUCUAUGGUUGAAACAUAAUCACGGGUUACAAAUUUGAAUUGAAAUAGUUUGCACAGAGUCUUAAUUCCAAAACACUGUUGACACAACAGUUAAUGACGUACACAUCCACUAGAUGCUGCAAUGGGGAAAUCCAGCUGAGACCAGUGAGACUAAGGCUGAGGGAGUUGGGAAUUUUCACAUGAAAUCACUCACUGGAGUUCUAAUUUUUCUCCCUGAAGUCAGUCUCAAGCUUUAAGAAUAUAUUGCCGAAUUUUACUUGUUUGAUUCAGCCAAUCGAGAACCAAACCUGUGCUACAACGUCCCACCACCUUCCUGCUACUGCGUUCUUUCUCUCACAGCUACUAACUGCCUGUGCAGCUGUCAAACUUAACUCAGUCAACUGACCAUCCUCAAGUCUGAAAGGACCAUUUGCUCUUCCAGACCUUGCACAGCAACUGGUCAACUACUUUUCUUCUCAACAGGCACCAACUCAGUUCCUCAGGUCUGGCAGACUAUGUCAGUGGUGUAAAAUCCCACUCCCAAUGACAAUGUGCACAGAAUUCAACACUCACUACUGAUUAGGAGCAAAAAACCAGACUGUUCUCUCACUUGUCCCUGCAAGCAUCUACCCUUCCACUCCAAAAAGGUAUCUACAGCCAAAAUGCAACGACUGAACCCAAGACCUUAAUAUGCAUGCAGUUACUACCUCCUGUCCAGUUUAAAUGGAAGAGAGUGUGGGGAAAGGUGGCCAGCUGAUUAGCCCAAUAUCACUGAUCCAGCUGUGCACAAGCCAUUAGCUAAACCAGGAAUGUAUCAAUUUUGAUCACCAGCAACUGUUGAGACUGUGGAUCUCAGGUGAAGGGAAGGCUUCAGUUAACCACAGAUCUUCCAGGGCAGAGAUGGGGGGAGGGGGGGGGGGGGGGUUGUUGGGUGGAAUCCACCGGGGUUCUCUGGAAUCUUUGCAUGAAAGCUUCAAUGCAAAGAUAACACAGCUCUACACUUUGUGAGACUCAUGUAGCAAAGUUAUUGGGUUGGAACUGUAAUACAGAACAGACAGUACAGCACAGUACGGGCCCUACAGCCCACGAUGUUGUGCCAACCUAUGUAAACCUUAUCCCCAAUUCAAUCUAUCCUCCUCACUACUCCACCUCCCAUAACCCUCUAUUUUUCUUUUGCCCAUCUGUCUACCUAAUAGUCUCUUAAAUGACGAUCAUAUUGGCUCGAACCACCACCCCCAAGCAGUGCAUUCCAGGCACCCACCUCUGACAUCUCCCCUGAACUUUCCACCACAUACCUUAAACAGGUGACCUCUAGUAUUGGCCAUUGCCACCCUGGAGAAAAGAUGCUGCCUGUCCACUCUGUCUAUGCCUCUCAUCAUCUUACAUACCUCUAUCAAGUGUCCUCUCAUCCUCCGUCGCUCCCAAGAGAAAAGCCCCAACUUGCUCAACCUCUCCUCAUAAGACAUGCUCUCCAACCCAGGCAGCAUCCUUCUUAAUCUCCUCUGCACCCUCUCCAAAGCUUCCACAUCCUUCCUAUAAUGAGGUGACCAAAACUGAACACAAUAUUCCAAGUGUGGUCUAACCAGAGUCUUGUAGAGUUGCAACGUUACCUCUCGGUUCUUGAACUCAAUCUCCCGGCUAAUGAAGGCCAGCACACCACACACCUUAAAUGCCCUGUCCACUUGUGAGGCAACUUUGCGGGAUCUCUGUACUUGGACCCCAAGAUCUGUUCCUCCACACUGCUAAGAAUCCUGCCAUUGACCAUGUACUCUGCCUUCAAGUUCAUUCUUCCAAAGUGUAUCACUUCACACUUCUCUGGAUUGAACUCCAUCUGCCACUUCUCUGUCCAGCUCUGCAUCCUGUCUAGACCCCGUUGCAACCUAAGACAACCUUCUUCACUAUCUACUACACCACCAACCUUCAUGUCAUCUGCAAACUUACCAACCUAUCUUUCCACUUCAUUCAAAUCAUUUAUAAGCAGGGGUCCCUGAACAGAUUCCUGCAGAACACCACUAGUCACCGACCUCCAGGUCAAAUGCUCCCUUUCUACAAUCACUCUGCCUUCUGUGGGCCAGCCAACUUCAAAUCCACUCAGCCAAUUUUCCAUGGAUUUUCCUGACUUUCUGAAUGAGCCUACCAUGGGGAACCUUGUCAAAUGCCUUGCUAAAAUCCAUAUAUACCCCACUUCCACUGCACUACCUUGGUCAAUUUGUCCUGUCACUUCCUCAAAAAAAACUAUUAGGCUCAUGAAGGACAACUUGCCCCUCACAAAGCCAUGUUGACUAUCCCUAAUAAGACUAUGCUUCUCCAAAUGUUCAUAAAUCCUGUCCCUAAAGUACCCCCUCCAAUAGUUUGUCCAAUGAUGGAAGACUCUCUGGUCCCUUUUACCUUUCUUAAACAAUGGAACAAUGUUUGCCAUCCUCCAAUCCUCCAAUCACCAAUCCUGUGACCAGGGACGACUCAUAGUUAACGUUCCAGCAAUCUCUUCCUUCACUUCCCAUAGUAACCUGGGGCACAUCCUGUCCAACCCCAGGGACAACUAUCCUAAUACUCUUUAGUAGCUCCAACACUGCUUCUUUCUGAACCUCACCAUUCUCCAACACAUUAGCCUAUUCUACACUAACCUCACAUUCACCUAAACCCCUCUCCUCAGUGAACACUGAAGCAAAAUAUUCAUUUAGGACCUCCCCUACCUCCACCUGCAGACAUUUUCCCCCCUUAUCCCUGAGCAGUCCUACCCUCACCCGAGUUAUCCUCUUGUUCCUCCAAUACGUGUAGAACCCCUUAGGGUUUCCCUUAAUCCUAUUCACCAAGGCCUUCUCAUGUCCCCUUCUAGCUCUCUUAAGUCCCUUCUUAAGCUCCUUCCUGGCUACCUUAUAACUCUCAAGAGCCCCAUCUGAUUUUUGCUUCCUAAACCUUAAAUAUGCUUUCUCCUUCCUCUUGACUAAACCUUCCACUCGUUAACCAUGAAGGAACCAUCCUUUCCUUGUCUCAGUGGGACAAACCUAUCUAGAAUGCCAUGCAAGUGGUCCGUAAACAACCUCCACAUUUCUGUGGUGCAUUUACCAGAGAACAUCUGUUCCCUGUGUACGCUCCCAAGUUCUUGCCUAAUACCAUUGUAAUUUGCCCUCCCCGCACUAAGGUUUCAACCCAUUUAACUGAUUGCAUUUAUGCCUCGUCCCCUGCCUAGCCUUCCUCACCUUCUGGACACAUCGCAUCUACUUCUACACCAACUGAUCCAUCUUCUAAUCUAACACUCUGGUUCCCAUCCCCCUGCCAAACUAAUUUAAAUCCUCCCUAGCACCCUUAGCAAACCUGCCUGCAAGGACAUUUGAUAUGUGGUGAAAUGCUGAGGCCACAGUAAAUAUUCUUGGGAAACAGCUCUUUAGCCUAACUGGAGCAUAUAUUUGAGCUCAAUUAUCUUGCCUUCCACAUGCUUUUAAUCUUUCCAGAUAACUUCUCACAGAGAAGCUUAUCCAAUGUCUCUGGAGGUUAACGUGGGCAAUUUCUGGUGCCCUUCUCUGCAUGUUAUUGUAAACCUCAUUAUUAGUCAUUCAAGACCUGCCCAUCACAAACCCAUGGUGACUUUGAGGUCUACUUUUUCCAAGUGCCCAGUCACACCGCCCUCAAUGAGAGGUUCCAGUAACUUUCCCCACAAACCUACACACUCAGACUUAGGAUACAGUCAUUUUCUGGGAGCUGGCAUCAUCACAGCAAAGAUCUCCAACCUUGAACUUGUUCAGGGAAUAGACCUUGCCAUCCAACACUGUAGCUGUAAACAAUGAGGACUUACCUCAGUCACACCCAUCCAAUGGCUACUGUACUAAAAUGGCUGUAGCUGUGCCAGUUCUGGCAAAUUCCAGUUUGAAGUAAUACUAAUUUAAGCUAUUAAUACAAGCCCAAUUUAUUAUCACUAGCUUAUUGACCAUCCAAAAAAUCUGAUUUCCAUCUAAAGUUUGAUCGCAACAAAGGCAUGUUUUAAUUAUCGGUGGUAUCAAGUUGGCUCUAUUAUUUAUUGCAUUUAAAGCCUCCGGUCACAGGUUGACGUGCUGCACCAGUCCAUCAAAAGUUACCAUCAGGGGCUUCAUUUCAUCACAUACAAAUUUGCAAUUUGAGAAACACUCGGUUAUAAUUUUGUGCCCUCACAAAAGAUUUUUUUUCCCUUUCACAUUACCCUCUGGGGUGCUACCUUACUUUCCUGUUGUUUCCAAGUCAUUGAUCACUACUGCAAACUCCAAGGUCUCUGCCAAGGGAUGUCUUCACAAGCUGUUGACUAGAUGGUUGGUUAGACCCAAGCUUCCCUUCCAUCAAUCCCUCCACACCACCGCCUGUUGAGAUAACUGCAUGCCAUUGCCUGCAACUUCCCCUCUGACAGAUAUGAAGCUGGCAACAAGGAGGCAUCACCUCCUAUUGUUCAAUCAACCUUGUCUUCACAGAUUUACUGGUUUUGUAUUCACAAAACUAGCUCCCUUCACAUCUGUCCCCGGCUCUGAACAGAAAUUAAAAUCAAAGGCAUGCAAAAUAAAUUCAUAUUUUAAAGUAAUGAAUCAAAACAUUACAUAUGCACUGUAGUAAAUGAUCUAAGCACAUACUUUGAAUCAGUUUACGCAAGCCGCUUCAAGCAGUAUUUGUAGGUGCAUUCCUAAUGUAUGUAUCACUGUGGCUGGAAAUGCAUGCAUACCGCAACUGGUAUAAAUAUGAAAAGAAUUCAACUAAAGGAAUGAAUGAUUAUAGCCUGUGUUUGCCAUUACUGCACUCGCCCAUCGCAUGAAUUCCAAACAGACAACAGUAUUCAUUCAAAUUUGCCUUUUAAUGGGAUUUUACAGCUGUUCAUUCAUUGACCAGAUUUGAUUUCGAUAAUAAAGCUGAUUAAGUACAGGAUGAUUAGCAAGGAGAAAAAUGUAGCUUCACACCAUUUUUACUCAGGCAACAGUGUCGUUCUCUCAACAUAAUGAGGCAAGAAUCUCCACAGUAAAAGCACCAUGCCAAAAUACUGAUCUCAGAAUCAGAGGGAAAAUUUACCCAAGAUCAGGUACAACGUUCACACACCUUUCAAGUGUGAAGGUGAGACACUUGUGCUGUUUUGCUCUUGUUGGAAUGAAGGACUGGGACAAAGGGAGCCUCGUUACUUCUUAUUCUACACAGCCAACUGUAACUGACAAGAUUGUCCAUGCAAAUAAAGAUGGAACUAAUCAGAUGCUCGAAACUCCAACUGAACAUUAUAGAAAGCUUCAAAUGGUCACCUCAUCAAGCACCAUUCAUUAGAGUAGCAGUGAGAUCUCACCAUGAGAAUAUUCCAAGUUAUACAUAAUGCACACUGCAGUAGUGAUUACUGCACCGAUUUUCUCCAGUUCAAUUCCUUUAAUGUAAUUGAGACGUGGCAUCUGAAAGGACUUCCAAAUCAGAGUUGCCACAGGUAGUAUUUAAUACAGAAUCCAAUUCCCUGGUGCGUGAGAUGCAUUACACUCAAAUAAAAGAAGUCCUCCCACCAGCUGGUGAAGGAUCCGACUGUAUCUAGAAUCCUUUCACAUUGCCUGGGAAUACACUUUAUUGUUAUAAAUUUUACUAAUUACAUCAUUGGCAACAAUUAACAUUCAACAUGCGCAUCUGCCUGCUGGACAACUUGACGAGUCACAAUACAAGGGGCCUCUUUUGGUGGUUUGGAGUCUGAGAAUGGGGGGGGGGGCUGCGGUGGUGGAGGGGGUUGGAGAAUGUAAAUAUGACUCCUUGUUGAGUGACUCCAAUAAACAGAACUGGCCUUCACAAUGGAAUACAUUCAGAAAUUACUACCACGUUCAACCUACCUUUGCCUCUUCACAUCAAACACCAUCCAUACCAUUGGGAAGAUUUUGUGAUCUGUGUACUUGGUGCCCAAUAGAAAUUGUUCCAAUCUCCAACGUGCCAAACACAAACAAUGAUAUCCAAAUUAAUGGAAUAACCAGGAAUGGCAGGUUGGUAUUGGCAUCCAAGAACAACGCUGUUUCCCCAAGCUAAAUCUUUCCUCUGAGGACAAAACCAUCCCAACACCAACUCAAAUUGAUUCAAUGUUCCAAGGAAUGGCCACAACUCCAAAAAAACCUGUUCAAUACUUGUGUGUCUGUUACAAUUCCGCCACACCAAGCUGACAAUUUAGAUUGCUAUGGUCCUAUCAUUGAAAAAUACAAAAAUAAUUUUUCUAAACUUGCUGCUAAUGUUAACAAAGCCAAUAAUUAUAGUGCCCACUAUGGUAAUUCACUAAGGUAUUCCACCAUCUUUAAGUCUACUUUCUGCUUUUGUGACUAGAUUCAGACAGCUUCGUAAAUGUGUGCUUCACUUAUUCUACAACCUCUUAUUUUCUACAUAUUAAAAAGGGGAAUCUCAAUGAAUGAUGAAUUUGAUUAUGAACGGUAAGGAGGUUGACCAGCGUACAAACAUAGCUUGAGUAAAAAUGACACAGGCCAAUGGUGACGUUAGGAAUUCCCUGCUGCUUGGAUGAGCACACACACCCGAGUCUUUCACAUUCUUCUCAAAAGACCAGUCGUACCAACUACCAUCCACUUCAUAAUAAAAUGGUAGUAAUCCAGUGCAAACUGUUUUUAGUUGAAAAGAGGGAAGGCAAAUUGCAAAACAAAAGGCACAGAAAUCAGCUUUUCCUUUGGUUGGCAUGGAACAGAAAAUUAAAACAGAAGGUAACUUGGAACUUAUCAGAAAUUCAGCCCAUUUUAGAGAGUGACUGAUCUGCUGGUUCCCCUCAAGUUUCUUUUCAAAACUUCAUGUUCCCAACAUCUGCAAUUUUUUGUGAUUCCCCAAGAGGAUUACCAUUUUACUAAAAAGGACAUCAAUCACCCAUCACACAUUCGUUAAGAUGAAGGUGGUUGAUUCAAAUGUUUCAAGAGCAACAAACAGAUUCCAGUGUCUGAGUCUCCACAUUUUAAUAGCAAUUCACUCAGCUGUCCAGUGGCUCAGUGGUUACAGGCAAAGCACGGCCUGGUGCUGAGGCAUUUAGGAGGGUGGUGCAGGGGAAGUGAAAGGGAAACAGGGGUAUGGGGCAGGGUGGGGGGGGGGGGUCAGAUGAGCAAUGCUAUACUUUAUGGAUUCAGCUUAAACUGACUUUGUCAAAAGGAGGGAUGAAGAGUUGGUGCCCUCUAUUUGAUGGGUCAAUGAACAUGGGUCCACCUGUGAUGUGCACCACAAAUUGCAGGCCAAUGUUCAUUUUCAAAGUUCUUGUCAGUUGUAGGAAUGACUGUGUUGCUAAUGGCAAACCCUACAAAUGUGGGAAAACUGAUGGGCAGGUAUAGGCCAAUCCUGUCUCACACAAUCGGUGAUUUAUGGAUUAAUCAUUGCAUCUGUCGAUCCACCAGACAUCUGUCAACCUUGCCAUUUCUGAGAGGGAACCCAUGGUCCAUCUCUCAGCCCUUCACCCAACUGCAGGUUUGAGAUAACUAAUUCACCAUAUGGGCAGAUCUCAAGCAUAGACCCACUUUCCAAAAUUCAGUACUUUUUAAUUCAAGAUUGAACAAUAAUUUGAUGCUAUAAUGGUGCUUGCACAUUUGCCAAGCUAAUAUUGUGAAAUCCAAUCAAACCCAGAGCCCUGUCAGCUGCUGAAUCUGGGUGGACAAUAGUUUGGUUUGGGUUUCCAACAGAGACGAGACUGCUGCUGAAGAUGCUGACAAACCAGGCAAUGAAAUGAUUACCAGCUCAUCCCCUGCAAAGAAUAGGUUUCACUUGUCUUACAACAUUCCCAGCAAAAGGCAAGCAACAAUCAGAAAGUGAGCCUGUUCGAAGCUCAGGGGGAUCAUUUAAGCUCUCUAGCAUGUGCCAAACUUACCAGUGGGGACGGAAUACACCUGCAUACGUGCCCCUGCUCUUCUUUGCAACAUUUAGAUCACAAAGUCUUUCCAGAAGUAAAGAAUAAGAACAUAAUUUCUUAAAAAUUUAUAUUUCCUAAACUUUCUAAAUCUCUAAAGAGCUGAACUAUUUAAGUGAGAUGUUGCUACAAGGUACUUUUUAUGCAAACAUGAGUAUCUCUAGACCAGGUCUAUCUCCCUCCUCUAGGCCCGGACUUCAGGAUAAACCUCUAGCAUUAGAGUAAAUGGAAGCGAUGAUGAAGUAGGAGCAUGAAGAAAGCAAAGGACUAUUCAAGCCAGUCGCAGUGGGCGAGACCUUUCUAUGGGGAUGAAACAGUGUCUACAGUCUCUGUGAGAUCUAACCCGCACCAAACUGGCUCGACACUCAAAUGCAAGAGCAACUUCAUGACAGCUGAGAAUGAUGAAACAUCCACAUACCUCCAUCUCUUUACCUGAUUCAGAAACUCAAAUAUACAUUAACGGCAGUUUCAACAGCUACAUUUACAAACAAAAAUAAAUUUAAUAGUCCAUAGAGACUAUACAUUCAUGGAAGUUGAAAAGCUUUGAUAAACAAACUGAUAAUAUCCCUCCCCUUCCCCACAAAUACAUACGAGCUAAAGAAUUACCAAGUAACCAACAGAUCUACAAAAUAAAGACCUGGGAGAGGGGAGAGGCGAAAAGGAAGCACUUUAUAAAAUGUUUCUUCUAUUCUAUUAUUCAAAUCAAACAGCCACUUUGGCUGCAACGAAGAUUCAAAUAGAUCAUACAAAAAUAAGGAUCGACAAAAACUUUCAUAAAUCUGUUAAAAUACAAUGCCUAAUUUGCAAAGAUUAUUAAAUGAUUAGGCAAAUCCAUAUUGUUUGAGCUUUAUUUACAAAAAAUAGAAUGAAGGGGAGAAAAAAAAAGCAAUUUGCAUAGUUUGACCUAUCACCCAUCAUGACUACAGCUGUCACUAAAGUGUCUAUCAGCCUCAUUUCUACUCAAAUUCUUGCCUUCCCCAAUACAGGACCCUCCAAGUCGGAGAUGCCACCUCUGCUGGAGGCACUGUUUGGUUUGGAAAGUGUGGGUGGAUAUUUGGCAACUCAAAGACCCCUUUCCUCCCUUUGCAAUCAGUGAACGUUUUACUCAAAUGGAAUUCUAAACUUUCAGUAUCGAGUGGCCGCCAUCAACCCAGGGUUUAAGGUUUAUCAGGACAUUUUCUGGUAAGUUGGCACUGCUGCUGUCAUCCUGGGAGGGGACUGGACACCAAUGCAAAUUACUUACAAAAUAAGGGAAAACAGUGCAAGAAAUCAAGCAAAAUUCAUUUUUUAAAACGGCAUUGUUGCCUGUAGCCCUUCAAAAUCCAACCAUUACAAUGAACCUAGACCUGCAACGUUCUGCACUUUCCUCUUCCAGCACUCCCCCCAAUUUAAGUUGCACGUGCCAUAAAUGUUUAUAUAGAGAACAUACAGAAACGAGAAAGAACAGGGCUGGAAAAGUCAAGAGCAAAAAGGCUUACAGUCUGUGAAAGGAGCCGAAUUAACUGACAGACUUUAAGCCUUUGUGUUUUAGAAUAUAAUUUUAAUCGUUUCCUCCCAGUGCAAGAAUUUUAAAUUCAAGGUUCAGCACAAUUCUUUGGAAGUGCUAGAUUUAUUAAGACCACCAAAGCUCAAUCCAAAACGUUUGGUGUUACGAUUACAAUCUCAAAAAAUAAUAGCUUUUACAUGAUUGCAGACUGCAAUAUAAGAGACUAACAGCAGAAUUAAAAGUAAUUGCUUAAUUGCUAUUUUCUGCAGUCAGUCUACAAUGUCUGUGAAGCAGUAAUGAAGUAACGCAAAACACGACCAUGUGUCCUCCACCUUUCAAAUUGCCCAGUGGGUAAAUGCACGCCAGCUAAUCUGGUGGAACAUUGUUGCAAGCCACUUCCCUGCGCACCAGCAGCCAUUGUCUGAAAACACAACAGGAAUAGUGAUAAGGAUGCUGAACCCAUGUUCUCUCAACCUUUUACCUUCAGCAACUGCACCCGUCCUAUCAAGUAUCAGGCUACUAAAGGCACUUGCAAUCCAUUCAUCAGCAAGCGCAUGAUCCAUUCCAAUUAACCCCUUUUAGUUUUCCUUUCACGUAAAUGAGAUUGGACAUUAAUACAAUAUUAAUGAUACAGCCAUACCAAACAAAACAGUACUCCUUCAAUCGCACUUCACUCGAAAUUACAACCCACUUUCAGUUCUCUUAUAAAUCAAUUCCAAAAUUUAGAAUUUAACAGGAGUAAAACUGAACUUUUGCAUGAUUUUAAAGGUUAAAUUAAUUUGAGCACAUUACAAGUCUUGUUCUGAAAUACUGUAUAGAAAUAAAACAGUAAUUUGUGCAUUGAGCAACUUUAGACUAAUGGACUGCUCGAAUUCAAGGCCACUGCAUUAGUCAAAGGGGAAGGAAUUUAAUCCUGGAAAGCAAUUCAUGAAGCUUUUUAAAAAAUCUCAGGAUCCUCCAGUGUUAAAUGAAUUAGAUUUGCCCAGAAUCCCACAGUCCCAGUUCUGGGUAUUUUGUGAGUAGUAACAGCAAAAGUGAAUUUGAAGAUGCUGGGCUGCGUUGCUCUCUUUGAUACUUUCUAUUUAACUAGAAAAAGCAGAGUUGCAGCACAUAGACCGUUUUCUUUCCGAAGUCCCUGGAAAAAGGCUGUACAAGUGGGAGGUAGUUAGGCUCUUGUAAACUUAAAAUAUAAACAUCAAUAUAAUAGUUCCUUUUACUUAAAAAAAACCAAAUCAACCAAUCUUUUGGAUUAAGAGCAGAACUACUCUUCCUUGAGGAUGUUCCCUGACAAAUAUAGUUAGCUAUGAGUUAUAAUCUUUAAAUUAUAUUUGGUUCAGGCAGCUUGUUAAAAUUGCUCCAAACUCUCAAAUGACUUCACAAUGAAGCAUAUUACACACUGGCUGACGAAAUGUUCACUCCAAGUCUGGUACUGUAACAUGUCAGCAGCCUCAUGCUGCAGCACUGAUGAGACAAAGGUUCACGUCACAACCCUCUGUUCUAAAAAUAAAUUGCAGCCUGUCUGCCUUUGCAGAACCGAUGCUUCAAUCGGAAACCAAAGGGAAAAGUGCCGACCACCCUUCAGUACCUCAUCUGCCAGCCGACUCCACAUCAGCGUGCCAGCUGAAGCAUUCCUACACUCCAACUCAACAGAAAAUGAAUUGUGUGACUGCAGUAAAUUCUGAAAUGGUUAAACUAUAUCUCAUCCUCAACACCUUCCAAAUGACUUUUAGAAAAUUGAUUUUUGUUCAACAUAUUAAGAACAUGGCCAAUUUCAAAUGAUGCAGACCACUGCCCACUGAAGGCAACAAGAAAUAUUAAGUAGAUAUCAUUUCUGAAACCUGUCAAAAAAUAUUCAGCAUGUUGCCAGCUUCGACGAGCUGGGUGGUCAGAUUCAGGAUAGGUGACUGGGUGAUUUGCCCUAGUCUCGCAAGUUGAGUAGUAAUUCAACAUAUUUGAAUAUUUGAUUCUGAAGCUUGUGCUUUUUUUUUAAAAAAAACAUAAAUAAUCAGAACUAUAGACAGAGGCGAAUUAGCAUGGAUGCACUUGGAAAUUAAACUCCUCUGUUUUCACAAUAUAGAGAACUGAAAAUGGUACUCCUGGUGUUACAAAACCCCACAGGUUUCUGCCUAUUCUCCCACAUCAAUGGCAAUCCCAAGAUUUUACUGAAAAAUGGAACAGGCCAAUAUAGUUUGAUAUUAUGUGAAACUUGAAUUUUUAAAAACAAUGGAUAUAUUUUCUUGCACUGUAAUUAUCAAGAUGGGGUUGUGGGCAAAGAUGAGCUAGCAAUCAACGACAUUAAUAAAUCUGAAUUUCAGGGGGCAAACACACUGAAACCACUUCUUCCCCAUUGUUGGUUUCUUGCUACCAUUUCUUGUACUUCAGGCUGAUGAUCUCUGCUCACAGCAAGGCCAUUUGGUUUGCCAUGAUCUUCUACUUGUGGAAAAUGUAAAAAGUACUCAAGUAAUGUCCACAGUUCAUCUUCAUUGUAAUUAUAAUGGGUUGGGAAAGGGCAAGGUAACCUGUAUUCCUGUAACCUGUGAUUAAAAAUCCUAGAUUGAAUUAGCAAAAAUAUAAAAACCAAGGACACAGCAAAUACACUGACCCCAAAGAACAAGAAAUGGCAAAGUAUUUAGAAAUUCAAUGAGAAUAAAAAUCACUGAAACAAAAUGGCUUGGUAACUGCCUUUUCAUGUCUCUCUAAGAUCUCUAUGUGUAACAGCCACAUAAACUUGGAUUUAAGCUCUCAUACUGUUUCAUACUCAAAAAGGCCAAAUGCAUGCCAGUCUGCCUUUGCAUGCAUAAAGGCAUUUAUGGCUUGUAUCCUAUGGCUCAACUAAUUUUAACAGUAGAAACAGGAGAGAGAAAAAAAAGCAGCUUAUAAAGAAAACAAGAUUCAGCACACGCCACACUUCACACAAUUCAGACCUGGAAGCCUAGAUCACAGCAUGGCAGAUUCAGAGCAAAUAUUUGUCAAGUAUUAUAGCUGAGGAAAACACGUGGCUACAAGGGGACUUUAAGCAGUGUCUACUUCAGCACCACGGUUUCAGGGCUCAUCUUUGGAAAGUGCUAAUUGACAAUUUCAAACUCAGAUGCUUGAACCCAAGGGAAAAUUUGCUUUGGGUCAAGGUUACCCUUCAUUUCUCCUCGUCUUCCUUAUACCCAUUACAUCCAGUAGGUUGUAAGAACACCAACUUCAGGGCCUAUAAUCCCACAGAGUUAUAUAAUGCGGCCACCAACACGAGAACAUAUUUUGAAGGAGAUGCAGAAGGGUGAAAUUUAAUGGGGCACACAAAGAUGAUUUGAAUUGGAAUUUCCUGUCACAAUGAGCUAGAAAUGUACGCUGGCCAGAGUUUAAAGUGCUUGUAGCACACCAUCACCUAUAUGGUGACAUACUCUCAGCAGGCGGUAAUUGUGUUCCUUUCAAAACAAUAAUCUAUUCCAGUACUGUGAUUACAGAAAACUCUAAGAGUAUAAUUGCAGUAGGCAAAAAGGCAGAUAAUGUGGUAAACUUUAAACCUCUUCAAACAUUAAGUCUACACAAAGCAAACUUAGGCUUUUAAGACUUGAAUGCACCAAAGAGUUAAUGCAUCAACAUGCACGCAUUGCAGCGUGGUAUUUAGAUUUGUUUUUAAUCCAUGAUAUCUCUCCAUAAACUGCAUUUAUGUGGGCUCCAAUGUAUAACAAUAUCAGGCUGAGCUUCUGAGACUUUGAAGCUCUGAUAACAUUAUGACAAGGUGCAAUCUUUCCAUCCG